CUUGCAUCUAAGUUUUGAUUUUCUAUGUUCAUUUACUCUGAUACCAGUUCCAAGAUUCGCUGUUUUUGGAGCGGCCUUGGAAAGAGAGUAGUGAAAAGCAUUAAGUGGGUUUAGCGCUCUUAAAAACAUUUCAAGAAAAAUUAUCUACCUAGAGUUUUUAAGAUAAUGAGAAUAUUCAUGCAAAAGAACGCUGUUGUUUGUUGGUUUUUCUCUCUAUAUUGGAUUGUUUCUCAUGGGAAGACAGAUUAAAGGCUUCGCCAGGACUCUCCAGCGUGUAGUUGAAAAAAAAAAAAAAAAAAUAUUAGUAACUGAGUCUUCCUCACCCUAGUGCUAGAAAAGAGUAGUAAGUUGUAUCAUUGAAGAUUGACUACAGUGAUCAGAGAUGUGUUAGUAGAUAAGAAUAUCUUAGCGACAAGAGUGGUUGAUAAUGGCUUUCAAACCAUUGGAUUGGUAUUGCAAGCCAGUCAAGAAUGGGGUUUGGUCAACAGCGGUGGAAAAUGGGUUCGGUGUUUAUACUCCAUGUGCUACUGACACUCUGGUGAUCUGCAUUUCACAUCUGGUUCUUUUGGGACUCUGCUUGAAUCGCUUAUGGAGGUUAAAGAAAGAUUAUACAGUUCAGAGAUUCUGCUUAAGAUCAAACUAUUACAAUUACUUUCUGGGGUUAUUGGCACUGUAUUCCACUGGAGAGCCUUUGGUUCGACUGGUCAUGGGAAUUUCAGCAUUUGAUGUGGAUGGUCAGAGUGGUCCUGCCCCAUACGAGGUGGUUGCUCUCAUCAUCAAGGCUGUGACAUGGUGUUCCUUGCUUGCAAUGAUUGUACUGGAAACCAGGGUUUACAUCCGUGAAACACGCUGGGCAGUUAGAUGUGGGAUUCUUUAUGCUCUGGUAGGGGAUGCUGUUAUGCUGAACCUUGCCCUGUCUGUCCGGGAAUAUUAUGAGUGGUCAGUUUUUGUCUUGUAUGUCAGUGAAGUGGCUGUCCAGGUUUUGUUUGGGAUUCUCUUGUUUGUAUACAUCCCUAACUUGGAUCCUUACCCUGGCUACACUCCCUUGCGAGUUGAAUCGGUGGAUGAUACCGCCUAUGAGGAACUUCCUGGAGAGGAGCAAGUAUGUCCUGAGAGGACUGCAAGCAUAUUCUCCAAAAUUACAUUUGGUUGGAUGAAUCCAAUCAUGCAGCUGGGCUACAGAAGACCUCUCACAGAAAAGGAUGUCUGGAAACUUGAUACAUGGGAUAGAACAGAGACUCUUAAUGACUGGUUCCAGAGUGCUUGGUCUAAGGAGAUUCGGCGACCAAAACCUUGGCUCUUAAGAGCCUUAAAUCGCAGCCUUGGGGGAAGAUUUUGGUUUGGUGGCUUCUGGAAGAUAGGGAAUGAUGUCUCACAGUUUACUGGCCCCCUCAUAUUGAACCAACUUUUACAGUCAAUGCAACAAGGGGAUCCCGCUUGGAUUGGCUACAUCUAUGCAUUCUCCAUUUUCCUAGGAGUGGUAUUUGGCGUGCUCUGUGAAGCUCAGUAUUUUCAAAAUGUUAUGCGUGUUGGCUAUCGUCUGAGAUCAGCUCUGGUGGCUGCAGUAUUCCGGAAAUCUUUAAGGUUGACUCAUGAGAGCCGCAAAGGGUUUACCUCUGGUAAAAUUACAAACUUAAUGACAACAGAUGCUGAGGCUCUUCAGCAAAUAUGCCAAUCCUUGCACACUGUGUGGUCAGCUCCUUUCCGCAUCGUUGUUGCGUUGAUUCUUCUUUACAUGCAGCUGGGAGUUGCUGCUCUUGUUGGUGCAGUGCUGCUUGUUCUUCUGUUUCCCAUACAAACUUGGAUAAUAAGCAACAUGCGAAAACUGACGAAGGAAGGAUUGCAACGCACAGACAGGAGAAUUGGACUCAUGAAUGAAAUUUUGGCUGCUAUGGACACUGUCAAAUGUUAUGCAUGGGAGUACAGUUUCCAGAAAAAGGUUCAAAAUGUCCGAAAUGACGAGCUGUCUUGGUACCGAAGAGCUCAGCUUCUGGGAGCUUUGAACACUUUCAUACUCAACAGCAUUCCUGUUGUGGUCAUUGUGAUUUCAUUUGGGGUCUUCACUUUACUGGGAGGUGAUCUGACACCUGCAAGGGCUUUCACAUCUCUUUCGUUGUUCGCUGUCUUACGGUUUCCACUGUUUAUGCUUCCCAAUGUUAUAACACAGAUCGUUAAUGCAAAUGUUUCAUUGAAACGUCUCGAAGAACUCCUCCUAGCUGAAGAGAGAAUUCUCUUGCCAAACCCACCCAUUGAACCAGGAUUACCAGCCAUCUCAAUCAGGAAUGGGCACUUUUCUUGGGAGGCAAAAGCAGAAAGGCCAACUUUGUCAAACAUCAACUUGGAUAUACCAAUUGGUAGCUUGGUCGCUGUUGUUGGCAGUACCGGGGAAGGAAAAACAUCACUUAUAUCAGCCAUGCUAGGGGAGCUUCCUGCAAUUUCAGAGGCAACUGCUGUCAUCAGAGGAAGGGUUGCAUAUGUACCACAAGUUUCUUGGAUUUUCAAUGCAACAGUCUGUGACAACAUCCUGUUUGGUUUGCCAUUUGAAUCUGCAAAAUAUGAGAAGUCGAUAGAUGUGACCUGCCUUCGACAUGACCUCGAUCUAUUGCCUGGCGGAGAUCUUACUGAAAUUGGAGAACGUGGGGUCAACAUCAGUGGAGGGCAAAAGCAAAGAGUUUCCAUGGCUCGUGCUGUGUAUUCUGAUUCAGACGUUUACAUAUUUGAUGAUCCCUUAAGCGCUCUAGAUGCUCACGUGGGGCGCCAGGUUUUUGAAAAAUGCAUCAAAGGAGAAUUAAGAGGAAAAACGAGAGUUCUCGUCACAAAUCAGCUGCAUUUUCUGUCACAAGUAGAUAGAAUUCUCCUGGUGAGCGAAGGUACAGUGAAAGAGGAGGGAACAUUUGAAGAGCUUUCAAACAAUGGCCAUCUAUUCCAAAAACUGAUGGAAAAUGCUGGGAAAAUGGAAGAGUAUGUUGAAGAAGAGGAAGAUGUUGAUCAAAAUGAUAGUAAAACUACCAAAGCUGUUGCUAAUGGUCUGAAUGGUGAGGUUUCUAGUGAUGCCAAUCAAACAAAGAAAAAGAAAGAAGGCAAAUCCAUUCUGAUUAAGCAGGAAGAACGAGAAACUGGUGUUGUGAGCUGGCAUGUAUUGAUGAGAUACAAAAAUGCAUUGGGAGGUGCCUGGGUUGUUUUGAUUCUCUUUGUAUGCUAUAUUUUGACGGAAACCCUGCGAGUUGCAAGCAGCGCAUGGCUAAGUUAUUGGACAGGUGAAAGCAGCACAUCACCACGUCAUGGACCGAUAUUUUACAACUUAAUUUAUUCAGCCCUAUCCAUUAGUCAAGUUUUGGUGACAUUCACAAAUUCAUUUUGGUUGAUCGUGUCAAGCCUUUAUGCUGCCAGAAGAUUGCAUGAUGCCAUGCUUGGUUCUAUGCUUCGAGCUCCAAUGGUCUUCUUCCACACCAAUCCACUUGGACGAAUCAUCAAUAGAUUUGCCAAAGAUUUAGGAGACAUUGAUCGAAAUCUUGCCCCUUUUGCAAACAUGUUUCUGGGUCAAGUGUCACAGCUUAUUUCAACAUUUGUGCUCAUUGGACUAGUGAGCACAAUGUCUUUAUGGGCUAUUAUGCCUCUUCUAGUCUUGUUUUAUGUUGCCUAUCUUUAUUACCAGAGUACAGCCCGAGAAGUGAAGCGCUUAGAUUCGAUCACUAGAUCUCCAGUAUAUGCACAGUUUAGCGAAGCACUGAAUGGUUUGUCAACCAUUCGUGCGUACAAAGCAUAUGACCGAAUGGCCAAUAUCAAUGGGAAGUCAAUGGAUAACAAUAUUAGAUUUGGACUUGUUAACAUGAGUGGCAACCGCUGGCUUGGUAUCCGUUUGGAAGCAGUCGGUGGUAUAAUGAUUUGGUUGACUGCAACUUUUGCUGUCUUGCAGAACGGAAGGACCGAUAACCCAGAAGCAUUUGCCUCGACUAUGGGUUUGCUUCUCAGCUAUGCCUUAAAUAUUACUAGCUUACUGACUGCUGUUCUGAGACUUGCUAGUCUGGCUGAAAAUAGUUUCAAUGCUGUUGAGCGGGUUGGGAACUAUAUAGAUUUGCCCUCGGAAGGUCCAGCCAUCAUUGAAGACAAUCGUCCUCCUCCUGGGUGGCCAUCGGCAGGAUCUAUUCAUUUUAAAGAUGUUGUAUUAAGAUACCGUCCGGAGCUUCCUCCUGUUUUGCACGGAAUUACUUUCACAAUUUCUCCAAGCGACAAGGUUGGAAUUGUUGGAAGGACUGGUGCAGGAAAGUCGAGCAUGCUUAAUGCUUUGUUUCGAAUUGUUGAGCUGGAGAGGGGAAAGAUAUUAAUCGACAACUAUGACAUAUCAAAGUUUGGAUUAAUGGACCUUCGAAAGGUUCUUGGCAUCAUACCACAGGCUCCUGUUCUUUUCUCAGGAAGUGUUAGGUUCAAUCUCGAUCCAUUCAAUGAACACAGUGAUGCCGACUUGUGGGAGGCUUUGGAAAGAGCACAUUUAAAAGAUGCCAUCCAAAGAAAUUCUUUAGGCCUUGAUGCUGAGGUCUCCGAAGCAGGGGAGAAUUUCAGUGUUGGGCAGCGCCAACUAUUAAGUCUUUCUCGAGCAUUACUUCGCAGAUCGAAAAUUCUUGUCCUUGACGAAGCAACUGCAGCUGUUGACGUCAGGACGGAUGCACUUAUCCAAAAGACCAUCCGCGAAGAAUUUAAAUCGUGCACGAUGUUAAUCAUUGCCCACCGUCUGAAUACCAUCAUUGAUUGUGACAGAGUUCUUUUGCUCGACGCCGGACAGGUCGUAGAAUUCGAUACUCCCGAAACACUACUCGAAAAAGAAGACAGCGCAUUCUCCCGGAUGGUGCAGAGCACCGGAGCUGCAAACGCCGAAUAUCUGCGCAGUUUGGUGCUUAGGAGGGACGAUGAUGGGAAGGUUGAGCAGAAUAAGCAGAUGGAUGGGCAAAGGAGAUGGCUUGCGUCCUCGCGGUGGACGGCGGCAGCGCAAUUUGCACUCGCAGUUAGUCUGACUUCGUCGCAGAAUGAUUUGGUGCAAUUAGAAUUCAGAGAUGAAGACAAUAUCCUGAAGAAAACAAGGGAUGCUGUGAUUACGCUGCAAGGAGUGUUGGAGGGGAAGCAUAACAAAGAAAUCGAAGAUAACCUCGAACGGCAUCAGGUUUCCAGGGAUAGAUGGUGGUCGGCUCUUUAUAAAAUGAUCGAAGGUCUUGCUGUAAUGAGCAGACUUUCUCGUAACAGGCUUCAUGAGGCAGAUAAUUUUGAAGACAGGACGAUCGAAUGGGAUCAGGUUGAGAUGUAGUAGUGCUUCUGCUGCUGCUGCGUUUUCUAUCUAAGUAAGACUGCUUUCCAAUUUAGUGUAAUAAUUCCAUGUUGCUCCAUAACUGGUUGAAUGUCGGAAAGCGGCUUCAACUCUCUCUCUCUCCGAUGCCUGUUUUUUUAUGUUUAUGAAAAAUACUUUGGAUUUUGAGUUAUUAUGGUGAUUUUGAUUC
Andrographis paniculata is the source of this 5486-nucleotide messenger RNA. Its product is annotated as ABC transporter C family member 2-like. The coding region runs from base 428 to 5296 and encodes 1622 amino acids. Gene Ontology annotation, molecular function: ATP binding; ATP hydrolysis activity; ABC-type transporter activity. The record is from RefSeq and is a predicted model, not a curated record. Gene Ontology annotation, cellular component: membrane. The transcript is spliced from 28 exons. Lineage: Eukaryota; Viridiplantae; Streptophyta; Magnoliopsida; Lamiales; Acanthaceae. Gene Ontology annotation, biological process: transmembrane transport.